Molecule: messenger RNA, 6077 nt
Organism: Sturnus vulgaris (Common starling)
Lineage: Eukaryota; Metazoa; Chordata; Aves; Passeriformes; Sturnidae
Source: RefSeq, a predicted model, not a curated record
CAACAGUUCCCUUAGCUUCCCUUGGAUGUGGUUUUCAUCCUUUCUCCCAGAUUGAUUUUUGACUAGAAGCCAAAAGCUACACAGAGACUCAAUGAUUGAGUGCUCAUCUGAACCCAGGAUUCUCCUGCCUUUCAGUACCACUCCAACCACUAGACCACAACAGCAUCUUAGGCUGCCUCAGAAGAGAGUCAUCCUUGUGGGAAAGGGAGGAAAAUUCCCAGCAGAACUCCCUUGGACUUCUGACCUUCGAUAAAAAUGAGGAAACAGCACUUCUGAUUUUCAAGAGAUUACCAUUAUCAUUAUGUUUCCCUUAAAGAAGACAUGUCAAGCUUUCACAAAUUAAACCCAAGCAAGCUCUGUGUAGUUUUUUUUUAAGUUCCUUAUUUGUUUUGCUAAUAACUCCUUGACAUAUUCAGACAGCUCCCACAUUAACAGAAGGUUUAUUUUUGCUACUAGCCUUAUGCAUUUAUGAAUGUAUUUUGGUAUAAAAAUAAAAUUGUAGAAUGAUAGUGGUCAUAUCACUCUAUUCAUUAUAGAGAAUGGGCCAAAAUCUCCAUCAAAUUGUGUUACAGCACAUGGACUGUUAGCAGAUGGUGGUUACUGAAGUCUGAGUCGGUUGAGCCUCAGCUUUUUCCUCACAUAGCCAGACCCUCCAGAAGAGAUGAGACUCGCGUUUUGUGGUAAUGACAAUGCCUCAGCCUACAACAUCAGUGCUGGUGUCCUCAGGAAUGUCUGCUUUGUGGAUGCCCUCAACUUGGUCCCUCAUGUCUUCCUGCUGUUUAUCACCUUCCCAAUUUUGUUCAUUGGCUGGGGAAGCCAGAGCUCCAAAGUGCAGAUUCACCACAAUACCUGGCUGCACUUCCCCGGGCACAACCUGCGGUGGAUCCUGACGUUCACCCUGCUCUUCGUGCACGUGUGUGAAAUAGCAGAGGGGAUUGUUUCCGACACGCAAAUGAAAUCUCGCCACCUGCAUCUCUUCCUACCAGCUAUAAUGGGAUUUGUGGCUGCCACUGUAUCCAUAGUCUAUUACCAUAAUAUUGAAACAUCCAACUUUCCAAAGUUACUGCUGGCCCUGUUCCUUUACUGGAUAAUGGCCUUUGUCACCAAAACCAUCAAGCUUGUCAGAUACUGCCAGGACGGGGUGCCUUUUUCUCAGCUGCGUUUCUGCAUCACUGGAAUCAUGGUCAUCCUCUAUGGGCUGCUGAUGGCUGUGGAGAUCAAUGUCAUCCGAGUCAGGAGGUAUGUGUUUUUCAUGAACCCUCAGAAAGUAAAGCCUCCAGAGGAUCUGCAGGAUCUGGGGGUGAGGUUCCUGCAGCCAUUUGUCAAUUUGCUCUCAAAGGCAACUUACUGGUGGAUGAACACUCUCAUUAUUUCUGCUCACAAGAAGCCUGUGGACCUGAAGGCCAUUGGGAAGCUCCCAAUUGCAAUGAGAGCACUGACAAAUUAUGUCUGUCUCAAAGAAGCCUAUGAGGAACAAAAGAAAAAGGUGGAGGACCAUCCCAACCGGAGUCCCUCCAUUUGGCUGGCCAUGUACAGCGCCUUUGGACGGCCAAUCCUGCUCAGCAGCACCUUCCGCUACCUGGCCGACCUGCUGGGCUUUGCUGGGCCACUCUGCAUUUCUGGCAUUGUCCAGGGCUUCCAGAACACAACCAAUAAUACAAAUAGCACAGAAAAGGUGAAGGAUCCAUCGAACUCCUACCUUUCAUCAGAGGAAUUCCUCAGGAAUGUUUAUGUCUUGGCAGUCCUUCUCUUCCUGGCCCUUAUCCUGCAGAGGACAUUCCUGCAGGCCUCCUACUAUGUGACUACAGAGACUGGCAUCAACCUCCGGGGUGCCUUACUGGCAAUGAUAUACAAUAAGAUCCUGAGGCUUUCUACAUCCAACUUGUCCAUGGGAGAGAUGACACUGGGACAAAUCAAUAACUUGGUUGCCAUAGAAACCAACCAAUUAAUGUGGUUCUUGUUCCUGUGCCCCAAUCUGUGGGCAAUGCCUGUUCAGAUAAUAAUGGGUGUGAUCCUCCUCUAUAACCUACUGGGAGUGAGUGCCUUGGUCGGGGCUGCUGUCAUUGUGCUCUUAGCUCCCAUCCAGUACUUCAUAGCCACCAAGCUGGCUGAGGCUCAGAAAAGCACUCUUGACUAUUCUACUGAGAGAUUAAAGAAAACCAAUGAGAUACUCAAAGGCAUUAAGCUAUUAAAGCUGUAUGCCUGGGAGCACAUAUUUUGUACAAGUGUGGAAGAAACGAGAAUGAAAGAGCUCACCAGUCUCAAAACCUUUGCACUUCAUACAUCUCUUUCCAUUUUUAUGAAUGCAGCCAUACCAAUAGCAGCUGUUCUUGCACACAUCCUGGUCACACCUCUGUUCCUGCUCUCCACAGUGGUUCGUUUUGCAGUCAAGGCCAUCGUGAGUGUACAGAAGCUGAAUGAGUUUCUCCUGAGUGAUGAGAUUGGAGAUGACAGCUGGAGAGGGGGGGACAGCUCUGUACCUUAUGAAUCCUGUAAGAAGCACACGGGACUUCACACCAAGGCCAUCAACAGGAGGCAGCCCCUGAGGUAUCAGCUUGAGAGCUACGAGCAGCCAGCAAGGAAGCAGACACGGCCCGUGGAGAUCGAUGAUGUGGCCAUUAAGGUGACUAAUGGAUACUUUUCAUGGGGAAGUGGUUUAGCUACACUGUCCAACAUAAACAUUAGAAUCCCAACAGGUCAGAUGACAAUGAUUGUGGGCCAAGUUGGCUGUGGCAAGUCUUCACUUCUCCUUGCUAUAUUGGGAGAGAUGCAGACCCUGGAGGGAAAAGUUCACUGGAGCAAUGUAAAUGAAACUGAACCUUCUUUUGAAGCAUCCAGAAGUAGGAACAGGUACUCCGUGGCUUAUGCAGCUCAGAAGCCGUGGCUGCUCAAUGCCACUGUGGAGGAGAACAUCAUCUUUGGCAGUCCCUUUAAUAAGCAGAGGUACAAGGCUGUUACAGAUGCCUGUUCUCUGCAGCCUGAUAUUGACUUACUGCCAUUUGGUGACCAGACAGAAAUUGGAGAAAGGGGGAUUAAUUUAAGUGGAGGCCAACGACAGAGAAUCUGUGUAGCUCGAGCACUCUACCAGAACACCAACAUUGUCUUCUUGGAUGACCCAUUCUCUGCACUGGACAUUCACUUAAGUGAUCACUUAAUGCAGGAAGGGAUUUUGAAGUUUCUGCAAGAAGACAAGAGGACUCUUGUUCUGGUGACACAUAAAUUACAAUAUCUGCCACAUGCUGACUGGAUCAUAGCAAUGAAGGAUGGAAUGGUGCUUAGAGAAGGGACACUAAAGGAUAUCCAAAACAAAGAUGUUGAGCUCUAUGAACACUGGAAAACUCUGAUGAAUCGCCAAGAUCAAGAGUUGGAAAAGGAUAUGGAAGCUGACCAGACAACUCUUGAGAGAAAGACCCUUCGAAGGGCCAUGUACCCCAGAGAAUCCAAGUCACAACUGGAAGAUGAAGAUGAAGAGGAGGAAGAAGAAGAAGAUGAAGAUGACAACAUGUCAACUGUCUUGAGGCUCAGGACAAAGAUGCCAUGGAAAACCUGCUGGAGAUAUCUAACCUCUGGAGGAUUUUUCUUGCUCUUUCUGAUGAUUUUCUCCAAGCUGUUGAAACACUCAGUUAUUGUGGCCAUAGAUUACUGGCUUGCUACAUGGACAUCCAUAGACAAUGCAAAUGAAGCCAGGAAUGCUGAUGAGGAUAAGAGCAAAGAGAAGACUUAUCAUGUAGCUGUCUUCAGCAUCCUCUCCGGAGCUGGGAUUGUCCUUUGCCUCAUCACAUCCCUGACUGUGGAAUGGAUGGGCCUCACAGCAGCCAAGAACCUACACCACAAUCUCCUCAAUAAGAUCAUCCUUGGUCCAAUCAGGUUCUUCGACAUGACUCCGCUGGGGCUAAUUUUAAAUCGCUUCUCUGCUGAUACCAAUAUCAUCGAUCAGCACAUCCCUCCCACGCUGGAGUCUCUGACCAGAUCCACCUUGCUCUGCCUGUCAGCCAUUGGGAUGAUCUCCUAUGCCACUCCAUGGUUCCUUGUGGCCCUCGUGCCCCUGGGCAUAGCAUUUUAUUUCAUCCAGAAAUACUUCAGGGUUGCUUCCAAGGACCUCCAAGAACUUGAUGACAGCACCCAGCUCCCUCUGCUGUGCCACUUCUCUGAGACAGCUGAAGGCCUUACCACCAUCAGAGCAUUCGGGCACGAAGCCAGAUUUAAACAACGUAUGCUGGAGCUGACGGACACGAACAACAUUGCCUACUUAUUUCUGUCAGCUGCCAACAGAUGGCUGGAGGUCAGGACGGAUUACCUGGGUGCUUGUAUUGUCCUGACUGCUGCUGUCACUUCCAUCACCGAAGGGCCACACUCGGGGUUCGUGGGGCUGGGUCUCCUGUACGCUCUGACGAUAACCAACUACCUGAACUGGGUAGUGAGGAAUCUGGCUGAUCUGGAAGUGCAGAUGGGUGCAGUGAAAAAAGUACACAGCUUUCUGAACAUGGAGUCAGAAAACUACGAAGGCUACCUGGAUCCCUCUCAAGUCCCCAAAGACUGGCCUCAGGAGGGGGAAAUCAAGAUUGAGAACUUGUGUGUUCGCUAUGAAAACAACCUGAAGCCUGUUCUGAAGCAUGUGAAGGCCUAUAUCAAACCAGGACAAAAGGUUGGGAUCUGUGGUCGCACAGGCAGUGGCAAAUCCUCUCUGUCCUUGGCGUUCUUCAGAAUGGUGGAUAUUUUUGAUGGGAGGAUAGUGAUUGAUGGGAUAGACAUCAGCAAACUGCCGCUGCACACGCUCCGCUCCCGGCUCUCCAUCAUUCUCCAGGACCCGAUCCUGUUCAGUGGCUCCAUCCGCUUUAAUUUGGAUCCUGAGUGCAAGUGCACUGAUGACAGACUCUGGGAAGCUCUGGAGAUUGCUCAGUUGAAGAACAUGGUCAAGUCAUUGCCAGGAGGCCUUGAUGCCACGGUCACAGAAGGAGGGGAAAACUUCAGUGUGGGGCAAAGGCAGCUCUUCUGUCUGGCCCGAGCCUUUGUCCGCAAGAGCAGCAUCCUCAUCAUGGAUGAAGCCACAGCAUCUAUUGACAUGGCCACAGAAAACAUCUUGCAGAAGGUUGUGAUGACUGCCUUUGCCGACCGCACUGUUGUAACAAUAGCGCACCGGGUUCACACCAUCCUCACUGCAGACCUGGUCAUCGUCAUGAAGCGAGGGAACAUCCUGGAGUAUGAUACUCCUGAGAAUCUGCUUUCCCAGGAAGAUGGCAUCUUCGCUUCCUUUGUCCGGGCUGACAUGUGAACAGCCACGCUAUGCAUUUUAACAGCUUCUUUUUAAACAGAUGAAAUGCAAAUAUUUUCUACUCUAAUGUCACUUUUACUUGUUUUGUUUUGUGUUGUUUUUUAGAGCUUCUUUCUUCACACUUCCAUCUUCCAAAAUAAUAAAGCCUAUUGCAAUACAUGUAUGCCUUGAAGCAAUAAAAAUGUCACUUUUUUCUAAGCUAUUAAACUUCACACACACACACACACACACACACGCACACAGAGGGAGAAGUUUUUACUUCCUGGGAAUUUGGCAUUUUCCUCAGACUUUUUACUGACUUUAUUAUUGUUUAAAGGGAGAAAAAGAAUGCACUGAUCUUAUAAACUGCAUAUGUUAUGCUGGAACCAGCAAUCAAAUCGUGCAGUUUGUCAAGGAAGCAAGAGGUUCCCCAGAUGCAUUCUAUCCCCAGAGGGAAAAAUUAGGAAAAACAUCCACGCCCAUAACACUUGGGGCAAUCUGCUGCAUUCCAAAGCCAUAAACUUUGCUCUCCAAGUUGUAGCAGAGGGGCAGUGAAUGAGGGAAAGGAAUUUCAUCAGGAAUAAGGACAUUCUUCCUAUGCUUCACUUUAGUGAGCACACUUCAGUUGUGACAGAACUAUUUUCAGUGCAACAAUGGUUUAUUUCUACAGUCAGUUCCUAAAUCCAUAUUCAUUCUUCCAACUUUCAUUAAAGAUUCAAAUCAUCCUAUGAUUAUGCAUGCUUUGAUAGGCUUAGAAGAAUUUUGUACAGUAUCUCAAGACUUUGUAUUAAAAUUGAUCUGAAUUUAUAAACUUGAUAUUAGCCAA